AUGCUCGUCCUUUCUGCUGCUGUGGCGCGUGGGACCUUUGUGCUUUGCGAGUACGAUGCCUCACCAGGCUCGGACGACUUGACGGAGGUUGCACGCAAGGUUUUGCCCAAGAUCCCUCGCACUGGCGCCAUUCGGUCUUACGUGUAUGCAGGGCACACGUUCAAUUACUUGCUGGAGAAGGACCUCAUUUUCCUGUGCAUCGCAGCACCAACUGCGGGCACAGAGCUGGUCUUCGAGUUUCUGAAUGAAUUUCGGCAGACCUAUGAGGCGCUGGCUCGGCGAAGUCUCCGUGAGGCAGAGCAGACUAGGAUGCUCAGAGACCUGAUCAACCGCUACAACAGCGAAGGGGGUGGCCGAGUUCAGCAAAUGGAGAGGGACUUGGAGGAUGUCACCGACAAGAUGCGCGACAACCUGGGGAAGGUCAUGGAAAGGGGCGAGCGAAUCGACUCCCUGGUGGAUAAGACGUCUGCCCUGAAUUCAGAGUCGGUGUCCUUUCGAAGCCGGGCGAAGAGAUACAAUGAUGAGCUGUGGUGGCGAGACCAACGAGGCAAAAUGUUGCUGGGCAUCAUCGUGAUGGCCAUUGUCGUGGUUAUCACCUGGAUCAGCCUGCCAAGCUGCCAAGUUUUGCAGACUUGA
Effrenium voratum is the source of this 636-nucleotide messenger RNA. The record is from the annotation of a GenBank genome assembly. NCBI's taxonomy places the organism in Eukaryota, Dinophyceae, Suessiales, Symbiodiniaceae.